This is a messenger RNA of Amaranthus tricolor (Joseph's coat), 4634 nucleotides long. RefSeq names its product rDNA transcriptional regulator pol5. Bases 180 to 3992 code for a protein of 1270 amino acids. The record is from RefSeq and is a predicted model, not a curated record. Gene Ontology annotation, biological process: regulation of DNA-templated transcription. Lineage: Eukaryota; Viridiplantae; Streptophyta; Magnoliopsida; Caryophyllales; Amaranthaceae. The transcript has 9 exons. Gene Ontology annotation, cellular component: nucleolus. Gene Ontology annotation, molecular function: DNA binding; transcription factor binding.
GGGCUAACGAGUAUCAAUGAUUUAAACUCAAGGGGGGUUUAGGGUUUAGGACUUGCCCUUCAACCCUCUCAAUUGUCAUUCCUAUUGUACGCCAAUACCCUACCCUCAACGCUCAGUAACCAGAUUUUCUCGUCUUCCGCUAAAAAAUUUGUUUUGAGUAUUAAUUUGGUGUUGGGAUAAUGGGUAGUAAGAAAAGAGGGAUAAGUUCUGUUGAGGAAGUAGCUGUAGAUGGCGAAAAUGUCAAUGAUGAUGUAAAGGAAAAUGAGCCGGAAGCUAAAGAUGGGGGUGAUGCUGAUGCCCCUUCAACUUCAGAUUCGAUUCCAAGUUCGACUAAGCCCAUGGAGAGGAAAAAAAAGAGGAAAAUGUUGGAUAAGGAAAGACAUCGUAUUGCUUCCGAAAGCAAGGAAUCUAAGCCGUCUCAAGACGUGCCCGUACUGAAAACUGAGGACUUGGAAACUACAAGUAGUAGCAGCAACAGUCAGCCUGUAUUUCAUAUCAGUGUUUUUAGUGAAUUGGCUUCUGUUGAUGGCUCGAAAAGAGAAGCAGCUGCUGAGAGAUUGGCUAUCGAGUUGCUUCAAGUACAGGAAGCUUAUGAACGGAAUGGAAGUAAGGAUCCUGUUCAAGGUGAGAAUCAAUUGGAAGCUGCAAAGGAUGAUGGCCUAGAUAACUGUGCACCAUCAGUAAGAUAUGCUGUGAGAAGGCUUAUCCGUGGCGUGUCUUCUUCCAGACAGUGUGCAAGACAGGGAUUUGCUUUAGGGUUGUCUAUCUUGGUCCAUGUAAAUUCUGCGAUAAGAAUUGAUUCUUUGCUGAAGUUGACUUGUGAUUCCUUAGAGGUUACUUCAUCAAUGAAAGGCCAGGAGGCUAGAGAUUGUCUUUUAGGUCGUCUUUUUGCCUAUGGUGCCCUUGCAAAAUCAGAGAGACUUAAAGAAGCAUGGACAUCUGAUAAAAAUACUCCAUACGUCAAAGCAUUCACAUGUGAUCUUAUCACCUUAGCGUCCAAGAAACGAUACCUGCAAGAGCCUGCUGUUUCAGUACUUCUAAACUUAAUUGAGACGUUACCCAAAGAAGCUGUUGUAAACCAUGUACUUGAUGCUCCAGGACUUCGUGAGUGGUUUGAAGGAGCUGCUGGUGUUGGAAACCCAGAUGCCCUUCUUUUAGCCCUUAAAAUCCGGCAAAAAAUUGCUACUGAUGUUAUUCUUUUUGGUAACCUUUUGCCUCACCCAUUCAGUGCAAGCCGAUUUUUCACUGUUGACCAAUUGACUUUAGUUACGAAUUGCUUAAAGGAAUCUACAUUUUGUCAACCCCAAGUUCAUGGUAUAUGGCCUCAUCUGGUCAACAUGCUUUUACCAGAUACAGUUAUGCAAGAGGCUAAUUCAUCUUCUAGUUUAAGUUCCACAAAAAAGAACAAAAAGAGCCGCAGAUUGAGCUCUUCUGAUGAAGAUGUUUCAGAGAGUCUGAAAUGUUUUUGUGAGGUGAUUCUUGAAGGAUGCCUAUUAACUUCAUCCCAUGACCGAAAACACUUGGCUUUUAGUGUUUUGCUUUUAAUGCUUCCAAGGCUCCCAGCUUCACAUAUCCCCAUUGUUCUCUCCAACAAGUUUGUGCAGUGCCUCAUGGAUAUAUUGGCCACUAAGGAUUCUUGGCUGCAUAAAGUUGCAGAACAUUUUCUUAAAGAAUUGUUGGACUGGGUUGGCUCUGAUGAUGUUAAAAGAGUGUUUGUGAUUGUUUCUUUGCAGAAGCACAGUGGUGGGAGGUUUGAUUCUAUCACUCGAAGCAAAACUAUUAAAAAUCUUAUGGCAGGUUUCUCUACAGAGUCUGGUUGUAUGCUUUUUAUGCAAAGAUUGACUAGCAUGUUUGUUGAUGAAGAUCAUGCCUCUGAUGAACCAUCGGAUCAGAGCCAAACCACAGAUGAGAAUGCUGAGACAAAUUCAAUUGAGGAAAAGGAAUCUGCUGAAAAGUCUACUUUUGCUGAUCUUUUGAAAAGUUGGAUUGUGGAGUCACUCCCAAGCCUUUUGAAGUAUUUAACACUGAACCCUGAAGCAAAACUCAGGGUGCAGAAAGAAGUCAUGAAGUUCCUAGCUGUUCAAGGUCUGUUUUCUGCAUCUCUUGGUACAGAAGUGACAUCUUUUGAACUACAAGAGAAGUUUACGUGGCCCAAAACACCCAUCUCAAGUGCUCUUUGCAAGAUGUGUAUUGAUCAGCUUCAGUCCCUACUUUCUAAUGUUCAAAAAGCUGAAGGACCUCAUGCUUUGAAAAAUGGACUUGAAACAAAUGACCUCGGCUCUUAUUUUAUGCGAUUUUUAGGUACAUUGUGCACUAUUCCUUCUGUUUCCCUUGUUAGGUCCUUGAGUAUUGAGGAUGAGAAGGCAUUUAAAAAAUUGCAAGCAUUGGAAUCAAGGCUUUCUAGAGAGGAGAGAAAUUGUGGGCUCAGUGCAGAUGCAAACAAAUUACAUGCAUUGAGGUAUUUAGUCAUUCAAUUGCUGCUUCAACUUCUCCUGAGGCCCGGUGAAUACACAGAAGCAGCGUCUGAACUUAUGAUUUGUUGUCGGAAAGCAUUUUCUGUUCAUGAUCUUCUUGAGUCUUCUGAAGAGGAUGAAUCAGAAGAUGCUGCGUCACCUGAAUUAAUGGAUGUUUUGGUUGAUACAUUGUUGUCGCUGUUGCCUCAAUCAUCAGCUCCUCUGAGGUCUGCUGUUGAGCAGGUUUUUAAAUACUUUUGCAAUGAUAUUACUGAUGAUGGGUUGCUCCGGAUGCUACGGGUGAUCAAGAAAGAUCUAAAGCCAGCUAGGCGUAAAGAUGCUGACAAUGAAGAUGGUAGUGAUGAUGAUGAUGAUGAUGAUCUUCUAGACAUAGAAGAAGCAGAAGAAUCUGAUGAAGCUGAUACUGGUGAAACUGGUGCUGUGAUUAAUGAUUCUGAGACCGCAAUUACAUCUGAUGGACCAGAUGAUGAAAUGCAUGAUACUUCUGAUUCAGAUGAUGAUUCAGAUGAAGACAUGGAUGAUGAUGCCAUGUUCCGAAUGGAUUCUUAUCUUGCGAAGAUUUUCCAGGAACGGAAGAGCCAAGCUGGGGCUGACUCUGCUCACGCCCAGCUUGUUCUAUUCAAACUACGUGUACUUUCACUGCUAGAAAUCUAUCUUCACGAGAAUCCAGGUUCAUCAAGGGUUUUAACUGUAUAUUCAAACUUGGUACAAGCAUUGGUCAAUCCCAGUACAACUGAAGGUAGUGAGCAGCUUGCACAACGAAUAUGGGGGAUUUUACAAAAGAAGAUAUUCAAGGCCAAAGACUAUCCCAAGUCGGAUGAUCUUCAACUCAGUGCCUUGGAAUCUCUCCUCGAAAAGAGCCUUCGACUGGCUUCUCGACCAUUCCGGAAGAAGAGAAGCUCAAGUCGUCCGCCUCAAAAAAAGCAAUCGAUCUCCUGGAAUCGCUAUAAGAUGAUUCUUUCCCUUGCUCAACAAUCGACAUAUUGGCUCUUAAAGAUUACCGAGGGAAGAAAAUUCCCCGAGUCAGAACUCACCAAGGUUGAUGAAAUUUUUAAGGAUGCCCUAGUAAAAUACUUUGAAACAAAGAAAUCCCAACUGAAGCCCGAGUUUUUGAAAGAAGUAUUCAAAAGAAGACCAUGGGUUGGGCAUCAUAUCUUCGACUUUCUCAUUGAAAAAUGUGUGGAUGCGAAAUUCGAUUACCGACGAGUUGAAGCACUCGAUCUAGUGUCAGAAAUCUUGAAGUCACUCCUCGUUGAUAGCACACCCGAGGCAUCAAAGACCGUCUUGAAGGCUCACCUUCAUAAAAUUUGUCAAUUGAUGAAGCAUUUGGCUACCCACAUGCCAGACAAACAGUCAAGACGAGCAGAUGUAAGGAAGUUUUGUGGUAAGUUCUUUCAGAUUAUAUCAUCACACAAAUUAUCUCAAUCAUUUCUCAAUAAAUUAGAUCCUGAUGCUCUUGCUGCUUGUGAGUCGCAAUUUGGUGAAUUGUUUCUUGCAUUGAAGAAAACGAAAAAAUGAGAAGCCGUCUCAUUCCAAUUUUUGGUGCUAAAUGCUUGUAGUUGUCGACUUAAUCUAUGUACUUCAAAUUCUAUUACUUUCUAGCAUACAAGAAAUUAGAGAUCCCAUUUUCCUCUUUUUUUUUUUUUUUUUUUUUUUUUUUUUUUUUUUCCCGAAAAUUCGAGAUUUUUUUUGGUAGCUCAUGAUAUAAGAUAUUGCCGGGUGUAAGUUAUGACCUAAAUAUUUGAAUAUUAUUAUUAUGAUUAGCGUUUGAAAAUUAAAAUGCAUAAAUGUUGGCAUUAUUUGACAUAAAUUUCAUGGUGUUGUUUACUUUGAAUUACUACCCAAAUAUUUUGGAUUUUUAUAAUGAAAGAGAUGAUUAAGUUGCAGCUCAUUGACGAGGUAAAUUGAGCAAGAUGGUGAUGUUUUCCAGUAAUUGAAAUAUUUAUUUUUAUAAUCUUUCUUUUGUUCUUGUAUGGUAAUUUUUUGAGGGAAGAUCAAAUUAGGUGACAAUCGAAUUUAAUACGUUUUUUGAAGAUUAAUACUUUUCUUUUAACUGAAACAAGUUUCGUUUCUCGUAGAAAAAUGUUGUUUAUACUAAUCUCGGUUGAUUACUUAAAAGGGCUUUCAUGUUGUCUUUAAAUUUGUAUUUAAGUUUUUGUG